GGGACGCACAGGCUUGAGCGCAGCGAGGUGGCGGUUUGGGUCUGGCCCUCGGGAAUCGUACCAUGUCGCGGCCGAAGAAUCAAAAUUACAAGGGCCAUGGAUUGCCAAAGGGAAAAGAGCGGGAGCAGAGAGCAUCGAUCCGAUUCAAGACCACUCUCAUGAAUACUCUCAUGGAUGUCCUUCGCCACAGGCCAGGAUGGGUGGAAGUAAAGGAUGAAGGGGAGUGGGAUUUCUACUGGUGUGACGUCAGCUGGCUCCGGGAGAACUUUGAUCACACCUACAUGGACGAGCACGUGCGGAUCAGUCACUUCCGGAACCACUACGAGCUGACCCGCAAGAACUACAUGGUGAAGAAUCUGAAGCGGUUCCGGAAACAGCUGGAGCGCGAGGCUGGGAAGCUGGAGGCAGCCAAGUGCGACUUCUUCCCCAAAACCUUUGAGAUGCCAUGCGAGUACCACCUGUUCGUGGAGGAGUUCCGCAAAAACCCGGGAAUCACCUGGAUCAUGAAGCCUGUAGCCGGCUCGCAGGGGAAGGGCAUCUUCCUCUUCCGGAGGCUGAAGGACAUCAUGGACUGGAGCAAGGGUACUGCGGGAAAGAAGCUCGCCAGCUUAGAGGCCCCGCCAGCCCGGAGCGCGGUCAAUCCUUCCGGCAGCCAUGAUGCGAGAAGUUCUGAUGACCAGAAGGAUGAGAUCCCUGUGGAGAACUACGUAGCUCAGCGCUAUAUCGAAAAUCCCUACCUGAUAGGAGGCCGCAAGUUUGACCUGCGCGUCUAUGUGCUGGUGAUGUCGUACAUCCCGCUUCGGGCCUGGCUCUACCGGGAUGGCUUUGCCCGAUUCUCCAACACCCGCUUCACCCUGAGCAGCAUUGACGACCAGUACGUUCACCUCACCAAUGUUGCUGUGCAGAAGACAUCUCCUGACUACCACCCAAAGAAGGGCUGCAAGUGGAUGCUGCAGCGCUUCCGUCAGUACCUCGCGUCCAAGCACGGGCCCGAGGCGGUGGAGACGCUGUUCGGCGACAUGGACAACAUCUUCGUCCGGAGCCUGCAGAGCGUGCAGAAGGCGAUCAUCAGCGACAAGCACUGCUUUGAGCUGUACGGCUAUGACAUCCUCAUCGACCAGAACCUCAAGCCGUGGCUCCUGGAGGUCAACGCGUCUCCGUCGCUGACAGCCAGCAGCCAGGAGGACUAUGAGCUCAAGACCCGCCUCUUGGAAGACACCCUGCAUGUCGUGGACAUGGAGGCCAGGUGGGGGGCAGCCUCGCUCAGGCACCGCUGUACAUGGCAGCUGGCGCUCCCCACAAGGAAGACAGAACCCACAGCACUGGGACUUGAGCGGCACGUAGGGGUGGCUGAGGCCUGCUUGCCGUGUUAUAGAUGGACAAACAGAUGUCCGCACAGGGUUAGAUCCUGGUCCAAGGGCUCAGCACUUUCGGGGCAGAGAAGGACCAACUGCAGCCUCCUGAGAUUCAGCCCAGCAGGAUUUCCUCCAUACGUCCUGACCAUGAGGCACUGGACUUCACCUGUCUGAGCCUCAGUUUCCUCAUGUGUAAAAUGGGAAACAUCAUGUUUACCUCUUAAGAUUGUAA
This is a messenger RNA of Ailuropoda melanoleuca (giant panda), 1587 nucleotides long. RefSeq names its product tubulin tyrosine ligase like 9 (gene TTLL9). The coding region runs from base 63 to 1529 and encodes 488 amino acids. Gene Ontology annotation, cellular component: ciliary basal body. The transcript is spliced from 13 exons. Lineage: Eukaryota; Metazoa; Chordata; Mammalia; Carnivora; Ursidae. Gene Ontology annotation, molecular function: tubulin-glutamic acid ligase activity; tubulin binding; ATP binding. Gene Ontology annotation, biological process: protein polyglutamylation; microtubule cytoskeleton organization. The record is from RefSeq and is a predicted model, not a curated record.